Molecule: messenger RNA, 309 nt
Organism: Haemonchus placei
Lineage: Eukaryota; Metazoa; Nematoda; Chromadorea; Rhabditida; Trichostrongylidae
Source: the annotation of a GenBank genome assembly
AUGGGAAAUUGGUGCUGCGGUCAGCGGCCGACCACCGACUCAUCCCCGUGUCUCGCACAGUUCUCAAUUAUUCGCAGUAUUGGCAGAGGAGCAUUCGGCAAAUGGUUUCAUUGCCCGACGCUUUUUCAGGUUUGCAUUGUGCAGCAACGUUCGACCAAGAAGUAUUUUGCUCUAAAAUACAUGAGUAAAAGACGGUGUAUUGAUAAGGGUGUUGCUGGUAACGUACUUCGUGAACUUAGCCUACUUCGAAAGUGCUCUCAUCCAUUUCUAGUGAACCUUUGGUAUACAUUCCAGGCAAUGAACUUCUAA